Molecule: messenger RNA, 570 nt
Organism: Esox lucius (northern pike)
Lineage: Eukaryota; Metazoa; Chordata; Actinopteri; Esociformes; Esocidae
Product: killer cell lectin-like receptor 2
Exons: 3
Coding region: 30-488 (152 amino acids)
Source: RefSeq, a predicted model, not a curated record
AUUAUAUACCUUUUAUCAAGAUUGCGAUUAUGGACAUUGCAGAGGACAUCUAUACCAACAUAGAGGAAGUCAGUUUUAAAGGCUGUGAUGAUCUGACUGCAGGUUACGCAACUUUACACAUGGGUCUGCAGGAUGGAACUAGACUGAAGAGUGGGAAUGAAAAUUCUCAGCCUUUCAGACUGGUUACUGUGUCUCUGGGACUGCUGUGUGUUCUCCUACUGGCCACAGUCAUAAACCUGUCUGUGCACUACCAUAAAAAACACAAUCAACUGUCCAGACUCCAGAUCUCAUACAACAACCUGACUGAGCAGGAACAAAAGUACCAGAACACCGUUUCAGAACAAGAGAACAAAAUAUCAGAAAUGCAGAUCUUGUUCAACAACCUGACUGAUGAGAAUCAUAAGUUACAGAACAAAAUAUCACAAAAGGGUAAGUUUAAAUCCAAAUCUUGUAAUAAAAAAAAAUUCAUAUACAGUGGCCCUCAUUAAUGAAACGUGCGUUCUAUCAGAGAUGGGCAAAGAUGCAUCAACAUUUAUUUUAAAAUAAGCUACCAAGUACCUUAAUUUUAAG